UUAUGUCUAUGCUCUGACCGCGGAUGCGGUGUAAAAAAAAGCCCGCAAACUUCAGGCACGAGUUUUGGGGUUGGUGUGACACCUGAACCCAACCUCCAGUCCAUGUUCACUGAACGACCAGACGCAGCUGGACGCAGAUGAGGAAAAGUCUCGAGAUGAAUGAAGCAAAUCCACACUUUAACAUUUUACAUGAUGAAGUUUAAACCCAACCAGACCAGGACUUAUGACGCUGAAGGCUUCAAAAGACGAGCGGCGUGUUUGUGUUUCAGAAACGAGUCCGAAGAUGAGGUGCUACUGGUGAGCAGCAGCCGACAUCCAGACCAAUGGAUUGUGCCAGGGGGAGGCGUGGAGCCUGAUGAGGAACCCUGCGGGGCAGCUGUUAGAGAGGUGUAUGAGGAGGCUGGGGUUAAGGGAAAGCUUGGCAGACUUCUGGGAAUUUUUGAGCACAACCAAGACAGAAAGCACAGGACAUAUGUCUAUAUCCUCAUUGUCACAGAGAUACUGGAGGACUGGGAGGACUCUGUCAACAUAGGAAGAAAACGUAAAUGGUUCAAGGUUGACGAAGCCAUCCGGGUGCUGCAUAGCCACAGGCCUGUCCAUGCUGAAUAUCUGCACAGAUUCAAGAACACCUGUAACUCCACCUGCAGCCCAGCAUGUCACCCAAGCAACGGCAACACAGUGGGCUUACAAGUGAUGGACAACAACACUCCUCUCUGCGUUGUUAGUGCCACACAAACCUCGGAUCUCCUCAACCGAUAAGAGAGAUUCUUGUAGGACUCCGAGAUGGACUUAUCUGAAACACACUGUUACCUACAUUACUUGCACAGUUGUAAACUAUGAAGUAUGGACUCCCAUGAUUUAAACCCAUUUUAAAAUGGGCUUGGAGAGUGCCAAAAUGUUUUCCAAUAAUAGUUACAGUUGAAUGUGUAUUUUUAUACAACCCCAAUUCCAGUCAAGUUGGGACAUUGUGUUAAUCAUAAAUAAAAACAGAAUACAAUGAUUUGCAAAUCAUGUUCAACCUAUAUUUAAUUGAAUACACUACAAAGACAAGAUAUUUAAUAUUCAAACUGAUAAACAUUGUUUUUAGCAAAUAAUUAACUUAGAAUUUUAUGGCUGCAACACGUUCCCAAAAAGCUGGGACAGGGUCAUGUUUACGGCGGCACGGUGGACGACUGGUUAGAGCGUCAGCCUCACGGUUCUGAGGACCCGGGUUCAAUCCCCGGUCCUGCCUGUGUGGAGUUUGCAUGUUCUCCCCGUGCCUGUGUGGGUUUUCUCCGGGUUCUCCGGUUUCCUCCCACAUCCCAAAAACAUGCAUUAAUUGGAGACUCUAAAUUGCCCGUAGGUGUGAAUGUGAGUGUGAAUGGUUGUUUGUUUGUAUGUGCCCUGCGAUUGGCUGGCAACCAGUUCAGGGUGUACCCCGCCUCCUGCCCGAUGACAGCUGGGAUAGGGUGCAGCACGCCCGCGACCCUAGUGAGGAGAAGCGGCUCAGAAAAUGGAUGGAUGGAGGGUCAUGUUUACCACUUUGUUACAUCACCUUUUCUUUUAACAUUCAAUAAACGUUUGGGAACUGAAGACACUAAUUGUUGAAGCUUUGCAGGUGGAAUUCUUUCCCAUUCUUGCUUGAUGUACAGCUUCAGCUGUUCAACAGUCCGGAGUCUCUGUUGUUGUAUUUUACCUUCAUACAAAAUGCGCCACACAUUUUCAAUGGGAGACAGGUCUGGACUGCAGGCAGGCCAGUCUAGUACCCGCCCUCUUUUACUACAAAACCACGCUGUUGUAACACAUGCAGAAUGUGUUUUGGCAUUGUCUUGCUGAAAUAAGCAGGGGCUUCCAUGAAAAAGACGUUGCUUGGAUGGCAACAUAUGUUUCUCCAAAACCUGUAUGUACCUUUCAGCAUUAAUGGUGCCUUCACAGAUGUGUAAGUUAUCCAUGCCAUUGGCACUAACACAGCCCCAUACCAUCACAGAUGCUGGCUUUUGAACUUUGCGUCCAUAACAGUCCGGAUGGUUCUUUUUCUCUUUGGCCCGGAGGACAUGACGUCCACAAUUUCCAAAAACAAUUUGAAAUGUGGACUCGUCAGACCACAGAACACUUUUCCACUUUGCAUCAGUCCAUCUUAGAGGAGCUCGGGCCCAGAGAAGCCGGCGGCAUUUCUGGGUGUUGUUUAUCAAUGGCUUUUGCUUUGCAUAGUAGAGUUUCAAGUUGCACUUACGAAUGUAGCGCUGAACUAUAUUUAUUGACACUGGUUUUCUGAAGUGUUCUUGAGCCCAUGUGGUGAUAUCCUUUGCACAUUGAUGUCAGUUUUUGAUGCAGUGCUGCCAGAGGGAUCGAAGGUGACGGGCAUUCAAUGUUGGUUUUCGGCCUUGCCGCUUACAUGCAGUGAUUUCUCCAGAUUCUCUGAACCUUUUGAUGAUGUUAUGGACCGUAGAUGAUGAAAUCGUUGAGGAACAUUGUCCUUAAACUGUUCGACUAUUUUCUCACGCACUUGUUCACAAAGAGGUGAACCUCGCCCCAUCUUUGCUUGUAAAUGACUGAGCAAUUCAGGGAAGCUCCUUUUAUACCCAAUCAUAGCACCCACCUGUUCCCAAUUAGCCUGUUCACCUGUGGGAUGUUCCAAACAGGUGUUUGAUGAGCAUUCCUCAACUUUCUCAGUCUUUUUUGCCACCUGUCCCAACGUGUUGCAGCCAUAAGAUUCUAAAUUAAUGAUUAUUUGCUAAAAACAAUAAAGUUCAUCAGUUUGAACAUUAAAUAUCUUGUCUUUGUAGUGUAUUCAAUUCAAUAUAGGUUGAUCAUGAUUUGCAAAUCAUUGUAUUCUGUUUUUAUUUAUGUUUAACACAACGUCCCAACUUCAUUGGAAUUGGGGUUGUAGUAAUUAUCACCAACGGGUUGAGCAAAUGUGUGUCCGUUUACUGCUUUCUUGUAGUUUUUGGAGUGUUACGUCUGCACUUUGAAGGUAAUUUUCAUUCUUGAUGAUAAAUAAUACAGUAUUUCAUUGUUGUUACAGCCAGCGUUUGCUUGGUUUCCUGGCGGCCAGUACUAAGAAGUGCUCAGUGCUAAGAAGUCAUAAUGCUCAAAGUGCCUUGGUGACAAAUCAUUAAGGAAUAUAUCUUGUGCUUAAAAGAAUACUAUACUAUCUUUGUGAACUGCUAUGACUGUAAAGGUGCAGAGCAAAUUAAUAUUACCUCAUGUAAGAGACAGCUAAAGGCAAAGUCUAUGCGGAUAUAAUUGCCUCACAUGUAAUCACCACUCAUAAUUAAUUACAUUUGUCGGUUCUAUUCAGUAUUUAUACUAGAAUCACAUCUGAAUUAGGUCUAUCACUGUUGAAUAUUUUUAGAACUCAAUUAUUCUAUCAAUUAUUACAUUGAAUAAUAAGAUAAAUUAUUGUGCAUUGCAAGUUGAUUGCAAAAUAAUUUUAAACAAUUUAGCAAUAUCACAGGCAUGAGAGGCGGCACGGUGGACGACUGGUUAGAGCGUCAGCCUCACAGUUCUGAGGACCAGGGUUCAAUCCCUGGCCCCGCCUGUGUGGAGUUUGCAUGUUCUCCCCGUGCCUGCGUGGGUUUUCUACGGGCACUCCGGUUUCCUCCCACAUCCCAAAAACAUGCAUGAAUUGGAGACUCUAAAUUGCCCGUAGGCAUGACUGUGAGUGUGAAUGGUUGUUUGUUCCUAUGUGCCCUGCGAUUGGCUGGCAACCAGUUUAGGGUGUACCCCGCCUCCUGCCCGAUGACAGCUGGGAUAGGCUCCAGCACGCCCGCGACCCUAGUGAGGAGAAGCGGCUCAGAAAAUGGAUGGAUGGAUGGACAUGCAUGAGAGGAAGUGAUGUACUCUACUCGCCAACCUUUCUCAAAAUGAGCGCUACUGUACUACGUGGGUACUGAUUAACGCGAAGGGCUACUAGUUUGAUGAACACUUCUGAGGCUGCUUCAGGUUCAACUACAUACCAAUUACAGGUUAUUUGUACCAAGACUUCAAAAUAACGAUGAUUUUCAUAAUAGAUUAAAUGGACUAUUUUUUUUUUUCCCAUAAAUUCAUUAUGAUUCAGUUACUGGUUUGAUGUCAGACAAUAUAGGCAACAAUGUUGAUCAUUGUUUUCCAAAGUAAAAGCAGAUGUUUGCAAAUGUCUUAUUUUGAUUAAACACAAAGCACUGGGUUACAAUAAAUUUUUUUGGGUAAUUUGUCUAUGUUUUUUCAACUGAUUCAGGACAAUUUUGCAUUACUGAAUCUGAAAAUUAUGUCUGUUCCUCUUGUUCGGGUCAGGGUUUUAUGCCAAGUUUUUAACAUUUUAAUAAUCAACUGUUACAAACUUUGCUUGCUGUAAUUUGAAUAGUAGACAUUGAUAAAAUUAAGUAGAUGUAAAUUGAGUGUUACGUCAUCAUUGUUAAAAAUUCAGGGCAUGAACCUCCGUUUAUUUGAACCUUUAAAGCGAAAGUACCUGUACAUGGAAACAAACACAUAUGGUCAUAGUUCAAAAAGUUGACCUGAUUGACCAAAACCAGUGAGAUAUUUGGAUUCAGCAUAUCAAAGUUGUCCUUUAUCAGCAAACAUCUUAGACAAAAUAAAUUUGUUGUUGACCAGUGUAAUCAAUCUGCUUUUAAGAAGGACUACAGAAAUCAGAGACUGAACACAGACAAGUUGGACAAUUUUAAUUUAAAUACUGGCUCUAAACGAUUAAUUGAUUAUCAAAAUAGUUGUUGAUUAAUCACUUAAUUGUGACAACCGUAAUCUCAACAAAGUCUAAAAAAACCCCACACAAAUCCAAUUGUAUACAAUGUGUCCCAAAAAUGUAUAUAAUUAAAAUUGGAAUAUCUGAGUAGUUACAUUUUCUAGACAAAUAAAACAAAACUGGCUUCAUGUUGAAAUAUAAAAGAUGUAUUGAUCACAAUUCCAGAAACAGAUUGAAACUGAUAUAGAUUUUUAUAACUGAUUUCACAAAGCUCCAUGAUUUGACUGUGAAUGGACUAUAACAUUUUGUCAAAUCCUUGGAACACUAUUAAAAAUAAUUGCUUAUGUGUUUUUUUUUUGUGACUAAUCUGAUUCUGAAUGAUUUUCAAGAGGGCAGUCCCAAUGUCUUUUAAGAUUUUCCAAUCUGCAUUAAAACUCACAAAUUUGAAUUGCACAUUAGGAAUUUUUUACAUUUUAAUUUUGAAUGAAGUGAACCUUGAAUUUAAAACAGAAUUUUCAGUAUUUAGUGUGCUUAAAUAGCAUUUAUUUAUAAAAUAUUCCAGCAGAAACAAAACCCCUACUGUACUGUCAUGAACAAUUACUUUGCAUGCAUCAUGUGGAAAGUGAUACUGUUUUGUCAACAAAAUUCACACACUUCGCAAAUGUAUAAUUUUUCUUAUUCAUUGAAAUAAGCUCUUGAUCACGAGAGAACAUGGACUUGUUCCUAUAAACGUUUGCUGCUGUUUA
This is a messenger RNA of Phyllopteryx taeniolatus (common seadragon), 5406 nucleotides long. RefSeq names its product nudix (nucleoside diphosphate linked moiety X)-type motif 4a (gene nudt4a). Gene Ontology annotation, biological process: diadenosine hexaphosphate catabolic process; adenosine 5'-(hexahydrogen pentaphosphate) catabolic process; diphosphoinositol polyphosphate metabolic process. The record is from RefSeq and is a predicted model, not a curated record. Gene Ontology annotation, molecular function: diphosphoinositol-polyphosphate diphosphatase activity; endopolyphosphatase activity; bis(5'-adenosyl)-pentaphosphatase activity. Gene Ontology annotation, cellular component: cytoplasm; nucleus. Bases 160 to 759 code for a protein of 199 amino acids. Lineage: Eukaryota; Metazoa; Chordata; Actinopteri; Syngnathiformes; Syngnathidae. The transcript is spliced from 6 exons.